Messenger RNA from Galleria mellonella (greater wax moth), 2331 nucleotides. Its product is annotated as monocarboxylate transporter 9-like. Lineage: Eukaryota; Metazoa; Arthropoda; Insecta; Lepidoptera; Pyralidae. The transcript has 8 exons. The record is from RefSeq and is a predicted model, not a curated record. Gene Ontology annotation, biological process: monocarboxylic acid transport; transmembrane transport. Gene Ontology annotation, molecular function: monocarboxylic acid transmembrane transporter activity. Bases 492 to 2159 code for a protein of 555 amino acids.
AACAAAACGUAAUAAGUUAUAUUACUAAACGCACUACAAUAAAGCUCGUGGAUUCCUACUAAGCAACUUAUUUUAACUCAUUUAACUAACCAGUCUCACAGUUAUAAGUGGGUCAUCUGCUUUCGACAUGUCAACACAAUCUGACGUGCGGACAGAGAAAUAAAUAAAUUGUAUUAUAUUUUUUUUUUUAAAAACAAACUCUUUUUAUUGCCAGCCAGUUGCUUUCUGUGAAAGAUUUGUGCAAUUACGGUAUUAAAUUUAAAACAGUGUCGUGUUUUUCAUUUGUGGUGUUUAUAUGGGAAAUCCAAGGAUUGUUUAGUCUGUGUGUAUAUUGUUUCCUCAAUUAUAUUACUAUAAUUACAUUUAAGCCUUGCACAAAUACAGCAUUUGUAUACGAUAACAAGAGAUUUAUAAGACCACCAACCGAGCUCUAAAAGGUUGUAUUAGAUUUGAUACAUAGGGUAGUGUAUGCGAGUCUGUUUUGGAGGAAAAUGGGCUUGAAAGAUAAACAAAUUUUAUGUGAUGCGGACGAAGAUAAAUACGAGCUUGUGCCCCCAGAGGGAGGCUGGGGAUACGUAGUUUGCAUUGGGCUGUCCGUCAUAUUCAUAGCUGGAACCGCCCACCAACCUGUCUUCGGGUUCAUAUAUAAUGAUUUCCUAAACGAGUUAGGAGUGGGCACUGGGGCUGUGACGGUCGUGUUUGGGGUAUUCCAAGUUACAUUGGCUAUCGCUGGAUUCACGGCAAAUAUAUUACUGAAGAAACUAACAUUAAGACAAGUUGGAUUGAUUGGAGCAUUCAUAUAUACAACGGCAUCAUUUCUUGCAAUAUUUGUAGUAUCUACGACUCAACUAAUAAUAACAAAUGGUUUUCUACAAGGCUUGGGCAUGGGUUUCCUCAUUCCAGUAUCUUAUACUAGUUUCAACUGUUAUUUUACAAAGAAAAAAGUGCUUUAUCUCAGUCUAUGUAAGGCUUCAAUUGGAUUAAUAACGAUGGGGUAUCCGUUAUUCAUUAAAUUUACUUUAAACGAGUACGGAUUUAGGGGAACACUGGCCAUAAUUUGUGCUAUAUCAGCCCACAGUAUAUUUGGAGCCAUGGUGAUGCACCCUGUACAAUGGCAUAUGGUCAAACAACCAAAACCAUGCGAGAAAAUUGUUUUGAUACCACCAACUCCUGCAGUUGAAGCUGAUAAAGAUCAUUUCGAUUUCACGAAGAAUGGAAUUAAUGUCAACAAAACAAAUACAACACAACCAACAAAUGAGAAUACCAAAUCUGUUGAAAAUUUAUAUUUGAAUAACAACAGACGCAAGGGUUCAGAAUUACUGGGCGUACCAGAAUUAGCGGAUUCCAGGAGAUUGAGCAUUCCUGUGGUUUUGAUCCGGAACGACGGCAAGACGGAUAGUAAUUUCAAUUCGAGUGACAACGUUUAUAUUGAGAAUCUGUAUAAAGCUGCCUCUGUAUCCAGUUUAGGGAACUUUGGCAAUAUUGCCGCUGAACCGAUGCCAAUUAUCAAAAACAAAGAAGGGAAAUGGCAAACCGUAACCGAAUUUUUAGAUCUGACAUUGUUAAAAGAUUGGGUAUAUGACAAUAUUACAGUUGGAAUGGCGUUAACUUUCUUUGCUGAUUUGACAUUCUUUACAUUGGAACCUUUGUUCUUGGGAAGAAAUCAUCUGAGUCAGUCUGAAAUUGCCUACAUAAUUACAUUUGGUGGAGCCACAGAUAUGACUGCGAGAUUACUAUUGGGCGUUGCGGGCCAAUUUUUUAGGAUAAAUGCUCGCUGUAUGUUUUUUGCGGGUGCCCUAUUUGCUGCCAUAUUUAGGAUAGCAUUCGUUCAGUACACAACAUUUACGCCUUUAUUGGUGUUGACUGCAAUAUUAGGCGCAACGAGAUCGCUGGUGCAUAUUGCUCAGCCGAUUGUGAUGGCUGAGCAUGUACCUAUAGAGAAGUAUCCGCCUGCUUACGGCCUCUAUAUGCUGUUGACUGGAGCUCUAAGUUUAUCAGUCGGCCCUAUGAUAGGUUUUCUUCGAGACAUCACAGGAAGUUACGUGAUAGCGUUCAACAUGCUUACAGCAUGCAACCUCUGCUGCGUUAUUCCAUGGAGCAUCGAAGGCAUACUCAGAUUUAUGAAUCGGAAACAAACCAUGAAAUCCCUUCAAACGUGAUUUCAAAAAUGGAAAUGACUGUGAUAUAAAAUUAUAUGAACUAGUUUCUAUGUACAUUGUGUGGUUUAAAAUGUACUAGUCAUAUACUAUAUUAAUGUAGGCACAAUACAUGUAGCUUACAUGUACCAAUAUAUUAAUUAUUAAUUUAAAAAUAAAACUUUUUAAAUGACAA